GCGAAACGGGAACCAGAUGGCUAAGCCUCCGCCAUCAGCCUUGCCCUCACAGCCUUCCCGCCUCUAACUUUCGUAUUCGCUCCAGGUGGCCACUCCAAAGUUUCCUUUUGAGCACCAGCACCAGCACCGUUGCUUUGGGGCCCUUUGGGCCUGAGGCGGUGCCGGCCCGACCGCGGUUUAGUCUCCGCCCGUUUAAGCCGCGGAGACCCUGUUUUUCUUCUCGAGUCGUAUUCUCUUUUGCUUAUAUCUCUCUGCACCCUUCCCCCUUUCCUUGGUUUCUUGUGUACCACCCGGGUUCAAAUCAAAGUCCCCCUCACUCCGAUACAGAAGCACUUAUCCACAUUUCUGAGAUCUCAGAUCUGACAUCAUCUUCACUAUGAAGUUGGCGUGGGCAUCUACGGUCCUUCUCCUGGGCUCUCAAGGCGUGACCUCCUUGUCUAUUCCUUUCACUUCUCAAUCCGAUCUGAUCGAGCGCAAUUCCAAUACCGACUUGACAACUUUGGAUGCGCAAUUUGUCGACCUCGAAAAGCGACGCGGCGGCGGAGGUGGCGGUGGCCGGAGUGGAGGAGGAAGCUCCAGCUCCAGCUCCGGCUCCAGCUCUGGUUCCAGCUCUAGUGGUAGCAGCAGUGGUGGCAGCAGUGGAGGCCGUUCUGGCAGUUCUUCCUCCUCCAGUGGCAGUACGAGUUCGUCUAGCAACCGAGGCGGCUCAUCUAGCGGAGGCUCUGGGGUUACCCCAUCCUACGGCGGCGGCAGAUAUUAUGCGGGCGGUGCCCGAUCACCUUACACCGCCGGCGCCAGAUCCACAUCGGGCAUUACGCCUUUCCUCUUGCCAGCAGCAGCACUGGCGUUCUUCCCCGGUAUCUGGCUCGCGGGCGCGUAUGCCUACAAUUACCCCCAUGGAUACAACUAUCACAAUAACACCAACAACAAGAACGAGUCGUUGCCCGUGGUCUGUCUCUGUGAAGAGUACCAGGAGUGCGGCUGUGAUGAUAACAACAACAGCACCUACUACGAGUCCCUGUUCAACGGUACUCAGCCGCGCAACACGUCCAUGGUGCGGGUGGCCAAUGUCAAUGGCACCGAGAAGAUCGUUAUCAACGGGACUUUGGCUAAUGGCACGACCACCGACGACGGCAGCUCCAGUUCCACUUCCUCCUCCACCUCCACCUCGGGAGCCGCUCGGGGGCCUCUGGUGACUCUGAUCAAUGCUAGCGGGUACUGGGUGAUGGUGGCCGUGGUGAUUGCGACCGUGUGGUCCUUCUAAGCUCCCAGAUUCUCGAACGACCGAUGAUGGACAGGAUUGUAUGAUUGUAUUCUUUUUAUGACCCGCAAGUUGUUACUUUUUCUCCCCUGGUUUUCCAUGCCUUUGCCGUUGGCCGGAUGUUAUCGUUACGGCGAUUCCCUAUUUUGGAAACAUGCGCCGGUUCUUGGCUGCGACGAACGAACCGAGUGCCAAGCUUUUCUCUGACGAGCGUUUUGGGGCUGGCUGUUUGUUGCUUUUUUUGUCAUUCCCCUGGGAUGCUCUUGAUACCCCCCGUUUAUAUCCUGUAGAUCAAUCCAGGUUGAUGACCGAAAUCCUGAUAUGAUCACUCUUUUCACAAUACACAUUAAUUAGAUCGGAAAAGAAAUCCACCAGACCCUGAAGGUCGAACCCAAUCGCUCCGUG
Penicillium brasilianum is the source of this 1666-nucleotide messenger RNA. The record is from the annotation of a GenBank genome assembly. NCBI's taxonomy places the organism in Eukaryota, Fungi, Ascomycota, Eurotiomycetes, Eurotiales, Aspergillaceae.